Messenger RNA from Penicillium manginii, 4143 nucleotides. RefSeq lists its product as uncharacterized. The transcript is spliced from 2 exons. The record is from RefSeq and is a predicted model, not a curated record. Bases 1 to 4143 code for a protein of 1380 amino acids. Gene Ontology annotation, cellular component: cell tip; spindle; microtubule associated complex. NCBI's taxonomy places the organism in Eukaryota, Fungi, Ascomycota, Eurotiomycetes, Eurotiales, Aspergillaceae. Gene Ontology annotation, biological process: establishment of mitotic spindle orientation; nuclear migration involved in conjugation with cellular fusion.
AUGACCGGACAAGAGAUUUCCCCGGGUUCGGUCAUCAGCCUGACCGAUGGGCGACAGGCCACCGUCCGCUUUCUCGGCACCACCCACUUCGCCGUUGGAGACUGGAUUGGCGUUGAAUUGGACGACGCUACUGGCAAGAACGAUGGCCAGGUUCAAGGCGAACGAUACUUUCACUGUGAGCCAGGAUAUGGCAUGUUCAUUCGUCCAACGGCCAUCGCCGCGGUGCUUGAACAGCCAACGCGGGAGAGUAAACAAAGCGUUAAGCCCGCCCCGGCGACUGCUGCCAGCAGACAAAGCGGAAUCACUCCUGCUACAAGGAAACCAGGUGUGCUGCCUGCGACGGCCAUCAAGCGACAGAGCACCAAUGCGACUGGAACACCCACACCUGCACCGAGAAUGGCCCCUCGAACUUCAAUAAGGUCUCCUACGAAGUCCCCGACGAAACAGCUCUCUGCGGCUUCGAGCCGUUCAUCACUAGGGGGCGCCCGCACUUCCACUGCCGCUCCGACUGCCACCAGACCUCGCCCGGCUGCCCAUGCCUCCAGGCCCUCUACCGGUGCAUCUACGCCUCAGCCUACCGCUAGAACCGGACGGCCCUCGGCGGUUGGUGCAUCUACAAGGACUUCGCGAGCAGGAUCCGCGGUGUCCAGCACAGCUGCCGGACUUUCCAAACGACCCUCUCUACGGCGGGUUGCCCCAGCAAAGGCGUCGGAUGGCGGAGAAACCGGGGCAAGCGGCCAGUCAGAAGGCCCAACCGAUGCGGAAUCUCUUGAUGCAGAAGGUGAAGCUCCUCAAGAUGAAAGACGAACACCUGCUCCCGCUCCAGCACCUACGCCCAAAGCUUCCAGACAAUCUUUGACUGCCCGGCCCGCAACAGCGCGUCCAAGUGCCGCCGGCACAUCGUCUCGCCCCGCCCAGAAUGCAGCGGUGACAAGAGAGCUAGAAGAGCUUAACACCAAGCUCCGGGUUAUGGAAAAGAAGCGUUCUGAAGAUCGGGAGAAGCUCAAGUCACUGGAGCAAGUGCAGACCGAGCGCGACAAGUUUGAGAAUAUUAUUCAAAAGCUGCAGGCCAAGUAUUCACCUCAGCAAAUGGAGAUCACGGAGCUGCGCAAGAAGCUCAAGGAAACCGAGGCUCGUCUCGAAGAGGUUGAGCGCAUGCAAGCCGAGCAUGAGUCGCUUAUGGAGAUGGCAACCCUUGAUAGAGAGAUGGCGGAGGAAACGUCCGAGGCAUAUAAACACGAGUGCGAAGCGCUUCGAUCCAAGAUGGAGGAACUUAAUUUGGAGGUGGAAGUGCUCCGCGAAGAGAACGAAGAGUUCAGCAAUGAGACCAAUCCCGAGGAUCGGUCUAGCCAUGGCUGGUUGCAGAUGGAGAAAACCAAUGAACGACUUCGCGAGGCGCUCAUUCGCCUACGAGACAUGACACAACAGCAGGAGGGAGAUCUUAAGGACCAGAUCAAGGAAUUGGAGCAAGAUCUGGAAGAGUACUCUGCUGUCAAGUCAGACUAUGAAGCUGCGAAGGAGCGACUUCUUGUUGCGGAGACUAAUGUCGACGAUCUCAAGCAACAGCUUGAGACUGCGCUGGGCGCUGAGGAAAUGAUCGAAGAGUUAGCCGACAAGAACAUGCGCUAUCAGGAGGAAAUCAAUGAGCUCAAGGCUGCUAUCGAAGAUUUGGAAGCCUUGAGGGAAAUCAGUGACGAGCUGGAAUACACCCACAUUGAGACUGAAAAGCAGCUCCAAGAAGAGCUUGAUUAUAAAGAGACCGUCUUCAAUGAACAGAUCAAGAAAAACGAGCAGCAAGAGGAGGCUAUCGAGGAGUUGGGAUAUACACUGGGUCGCUUCAGAGAAUUGGUUACCAAUCUACAGACUGAUCUGGAAGACAUGCGGUCAUCGCAACAGAUUUCAGAAGCCGAAGCUACAGACCUCACCACCCGGUCAAGAGCCAUGAUGAACCUUAACAUGAAGCUCCAGGCCUCAGUGUCCAAGGCUCAGACUAAGUCCAUUGAUGUGGAGCUUAACCGGAUGGAAGCUGAGGAAGCGGUACAACACCUUUCGAUCAUCAAGUUAUACCUCCCCGAAUAUUUCGACGGUGAACGAAACUCUGUCUUGGCUCUUCUGCGAUUCAAGCGUGUUAGCUACAAGGCCACCAUCAUGAACACCACCAUCCGCGAGAAAAUCUCCGACGAGUCCACGCUUGCGACCCCCGACGAACUUUUCCAUUCCCAUGAAGUUCUUGAACAGCUGCUCUGGAUUACAACCGUCUGCAAUCAAUUUGUCAACCACAUUAGUGCUUGCACUCCUGACGAGUUUAUAAACACCAAGGCUGCUCUUUUCGAGAUGGAGCCCGUCGAGCGCACAUUGAACUUCUGGGUUGAGAAUUGUAAGAAGAACGAGGUCAACAUGCAGAAGUUUGGCGUGGAACUGCACCGUUCUAUUGCUUUGCUUGCGCACUUGGCUGAGACUAUUCUGCCAUCGACACCGGAGAUGUUUGCCGACGAGAUGUGUAUGCGUACGAGUCUUUCCCAGUCAUAUCUUGAUCAUGCUGCAAGCGGCAUCGCAAAUAUCAGGGCUCUGGUUGCUUCAAAACUUGCAGCUCCAGAAGAAUCCUCCGAAGAGGGCAGCGGCAGUGGCAGUGGGAGUGAGGAGAACGAAUUCUCUCUCAAACAGCUUGACAUCUUUGUGUCCCAGGCUCGUGGCUUAAAGGUGGCCACCGGAAAGAUUUCUCGGGCCCUCGAAGACCUCAGGUCACGAUCCAUGGCACCUGUAAGAGAGGAUGCCGACGAGAUUUUCAAAAAUUAUGAAGGCGCCACUCGAGAGCUCUCGCAGAUGACUCGAAAGCUGGCCCACGGUAUCGUGGUUCUUACUAGUGACGAAAGUCGCACAGAACCAUUUGCUCUCCAAGAAAUUCUGGACAGCAUGGCUCAGUCAUUGGCAGGUAUUGUGACAUCUGAGGAUGGCGCUCAGGAUCCCAAGGAUCCAAUCCUACUGCUCCUGAAUAGACUGCGCGACUUGGGUGGCCAGCUCGAUGGGCUUGACUCAAUUUCCUCGAAUCUCUCGCGUACAGUCGAAUUCGAGAGAGGCGCAUUCCCUUGGAUCGCUCGAGCGGAAGAGUUGAAAUCUAACAAAACCAUUUCACCGGAUGCGGACGAAGAGAUUCGUCGCUUGAAGAACGAGGUGCACGAAGUUUCCACAGCUCUUGGAGUCAAAGACAACACCCUCGAAGAGCGGGGGAUCAAAAUCGAGCUCCUCGAAUCACGCAUGCGCGAGACAAGCAAGAAAGCCUCAAUGGUCAAGGAUCUAGAAACGAAGAUCGAAGAAUUCCAGUCCUCCGAAUCCGAGCUCCAAAAGCUCGUUGAACGACAAGCAGUCGAACUCCAGGCCGUCGAAAAAGAGCGCGAGGAAAUCAAAUCCCGCUACGAGAAACUGAAGCACAUGUCCGGCGCUGCCGGCGUGACCACCACCGGAGACGGCAUCGUCAUCGACAACGAGGCCUCCCUUGCCGCUAUGCAGGAGAAUGAAUCCCUCCGCGCUGAGGUUGAAAGCCUGCAAUCUGCCGUUCGUUUCCUCCGAGAGGAGAACCGUCGCUCAAGCCUUCUCGACCCUUACUCUGUACAGCGGUCAACGGAGUUGCAUGCCUGGCUGGACGCACCGCUCACCCGAGCAACCCCCACCAUCGAGCAAGAGAAGAUUCAGCGCACAGCGCUGGAAAGCCGCGACGUCUUGACUCAUCUCCUGAAGUUGACCAAGGAAACACGUGUCUGCGACUUGAAGUCCACAAUGGCCCCCGCGGCUGGCAGCGAAGAGAACGAGAAUACCAACCGCAACGCAUGGCGGCCCUCAAAAUCGCGUCUGCGCUACCAGGUUCUCCAGCAACGCGAGAAUUUCGAGCACUGGGCCGAAUGGCGCGACGACAUUGUCCACCACGAGCGCGAGCAGGACCGUUUGGCGGCUGCGAAGCGUGAACGCGCGCUGCGUGACCGUAUGCCGAAACAUGCGCAUAAGGCCUCUGUUGAGUUUCCUCAGGGACUUGGGCAUGGGAUGAUGGGUCGGGCGUGGCAGAUUCUCGGCAUGCAGAAUCAGAAUCAUCGGAAGGCUGGUUCGGUGAGUAUGCCUGCGGAUGGGUUGGAGAUUGUGUCUUCGGACUAG